GCGCAAUUCGUCGUCGCAAUGGUGUUGCUCCGGAAUUCGCUGCUCGACAGUGUCCAGUCAUGGAUAUCAAUUCCAACCCAGGAGUUUUCCUGUAGACACGCGCUUCUUUGAAGGUCGUACGCGCGCUCACUCCAACAUGGCCAAGGACAGCCCGUCUCAGCAGCGACCUGCAGGGCGCGGCAUGCAGCAUGCCUCGCGCGAGAUCAACCCCAAUCUCGCAGAUCUGCCCAUGCUCAUGUGCAGUUUCCUCUCCGGGCUUGUCGACGCUGCAUCCUUCAAUGCCGCCGCCGUCUUUGUCUCGAUGCAGACGGGCAACACCGUCUUCAUCGCUCUAGGCGCUGCCAGCCUCCCAGCGGGUGACGCGAGACGAUGGCUUCGCGCUCUGGUCUCUGUCGCCUCGUUCCUCACGGGCUGCACCUUUUUCGCCAGCAUGUCGCGUCUGCUGGGGCCCCUCCGUCGCUCGACCUUGUUCGCGUCCUUCUUCUUGCAGACGCUGCUGCUUGUCGUGUGCGCCAGCCUCGCGCAGACCAACGUGGCGCCCGCGUUCGGGAUCGCCAACGUGGACCCCUUUGCGCACGUCGAUUUGCAAGAAAAGCAGGCCCGUGACGACCAGUGGGCGGUCUACCUCACGGUGGCGCUGCUCGCGUUCCAGUCGAGCGGGCAGAUUGUGCUGAGUCGCGCGCUGGGCUUGGGUGAGAUUCCCUCGGUGGUGCUGACGUCGCUGUACUGCGAUCUCGUGUCCGAUCCGAAUGUGCUGCAGAGCUCGAAUACGAAGCGCAACAGGCGCGCGCUGUCUGUGGUGCUGUUCAUGAUUGGGGGCAUUGCUAGUGGAUGGUUGCAGAGGACGGUCGUGGGCGUGCGUGGCGUGCUGUGGAUUGCAGCUGGGAUCAAGCUGGUGAUUGCCUUUGGGUGGCUCGUAUGGAAGGGCAAGAGUAAAGAGGGGGCUGACGCUUCAUAAGGUCAUUUUUAUAGACUUAGACAUAGACAUGGACGCGGACCUCACGCAAGUAUAGACAUAGACACUAGACAAUUCCCAAUUCCAGACACCUCCUCGCUCCA
Molecule: messenger RNA, 1059 nt
Organism: Emericellopsis atlantica
Lineage: Eukaryota; Fungi; Ascomycota; Sordariomycetes; Hypocreales; Bionectriaceae
Exons: 2
Coding region: 137-958 (273 amino acids)
Source: RefSeq, a predicted model, not a curated record